This is a messenger RNA of Ilyonectria robusta, 1284 nucleotides long. RefSeq lists its product as uncharacterized. Bases 1 to 1284 code for a protein of 427 amino acids. The record is from RefSeq and is a predicted model, not a curated record. The transcript is spliced from 4 exons. NCBI's taxonomy places the organism in Eukaryota, Fungi, Ascomycota, Sordariomycetes, Hypocreales, Nectriaceae.
AUGCCUUGGUCGAAAAGCACUUUCUUGCGGGUCAAUACGCAGCUUUUCGUUCAUGCCCAAAUCGUCCGAACCAUCAACCGCAGCACCAGCUGCAUGUUCUCUCGCAUGUGGUUCGACUGGGAAUCGGGGCAGACAACCAGGAGAUCUCUAGUCUACACCUGCAGGACCGCCGCUUCAUGGGCUCAAGAUAUGGCGUUUUCACUGACUUUCUUCCCCGACACUCUAACCACCCAUGCCGUUGUCUAUUCGUGCGACAUGAAAACACCCGACAUGUAUUGUCCAAACUUGACAUUGGAUGAGAUAAUCGUCAGUCGACUAUCUAACUCAGACACGGCAGUGUUUCACCCAAUGCUGUUGCCAGCAAUCUUUGCGGACAUCGAGAGAGACAGGCAGAUUGAGCUCGUUCGUACAAAGCUUAGUGAGCUUGCACAGAGAAUCUGCCAUCUCACAUCGGCCACUUCCUCUCCGUCCAACUCGAGGACAAAUCUCGUCGACAAUCCGUCAGGAAACACAAGUACCGAAAAUACAGGACGGACUCGGACGUUUGAUGACCGUCUGCCAAGUCUGGGAACGGCCUUCAGUUGGCUAUGGAGGACGCAUUCAACCACCGACAGCGUGGAAGAUGGAAAAAAGGCCCAGGAAUCACGCUCCCCAUACCUACUAACAAAGAAACUUGAACCUCCAACAGCCGAUCUCUGGAUUCAGAUCAGCCGCCUAAGAAAUGGGUUAGGAAAUUGGCAGUGUCAGCUGCGCAACAUGAUCAACCAUGUCGAAGAACUCGGAUCCACCGAGUUCGCUAGCGACAAACCUUCCAGCUAUGCCAACGUCCAACAGUUCCGUGAAGUGGGCGUCAGGAUCGGAGAGAGACUUCAAGAGCUGGUCGACGAGUAUGAUGAGUACAUCAGGGAGUGCACGCACAUAAUGGACGGUUUGACCCUGGCGACGCAACUGGAGUUGAGUCACAUUGGACGCAGUGACGCAAAAACCAAUUUCGAAAUAUCAAAGGUCAACCUGGAGGUCGCCCAGUUGACGCGGCGGGACAGCAGUGUGAUGAAAUCGAUUGCGGUCCUAGGGAUGAUCUUCCUCCCCGCGACGUUUGUGACGGCAUUCUUCUCCAUGGGGUUCUUUGACUGGAACGGGGAUGAACCAAGCGGCGGGGGACCGUCCGGAUACAUCUGGAUCUACGCUAUUGCCGCCGUUGCUCUCACGCUCCUUAGUGUGGGGCUAUUCUAUAUUUUUACUUUGAGAGCACGACAAGGUCAAGAGCGUAGAAACCCAGAGUAG